This is a messenger RNA of Colletotrichum graminicola M1.001, 423 nucleotides long. RefSeq lists its product as uncharacterized. The transcript is spliced from 3 exons. NCBI's taxonomy places the organism in Eukaryota, Fungi, Ascomycota, Sordariomycetes, Glomerellales, Glomerellaceae. The record is from RefSeq and is a predicted model, not a curated record. The coding region runs from base 1 to 423 and encodes 140 amino acids.
AUGUUCCAGCCAAACCCCCAAGACCACCUACAUCUGCGCCUGCACCGGGCACGGUCAGUCGUCCUGACCGCAGAAGAGCUCGUCGAGAUUCGCGCCGCCCAGCGUACCUUUGAGGGUGCCUACAUGCGUACCGCACUCUCGCAGUUCUCUUUCGCCCUCAUCAUCCUCAAAAUCUUCACCUCCGAGUUUUACGCCAUUGGCGCCCUGUUCGCCGUCUACGGCGCCGCCGUCAUGCUCGUCGCCAUCUUCCGCCGCCACGAGGGCAACCGCCAGUUCUUCACGUCUCCGAAGGCGGACGCGCACGGCGCCGUCUCCGUCGUCCGCAAGUUCCGCACCUCUGGCAACAGCGUCGCACUGCUCACGGUGCUGAGCCUCGCCGCGUACGUCACGCUGCUGGUCCUCACGUGGCGGCUGGUCCAGUGA